Molecule: messenger RNA, 8409 nt
Organism: Mytilus californianus (California mussel)
Lineage: Eukaryota; Metazoa; Mollusca; Bivalvia; Mytilida; Mytilidae
Product: TPR repeat-containing protein DDB_G0287407-like
Exons: 34
Coding region: 129-6041 (1970 amino acids)
Cellular component (GO): Cul4-RING E3 ubiquitin ligase complex
Molecular function (GO): protein binding
Source: RefSeq, a predicted model, not a curated record
UGUAAACAUACAGAAGCCGAUACCGGUUUUAUGUACAUGCAGGAAAAUGUGAAUUUUGAUUCAAUUUUCAUACCGAUUUGAGUUUAUAAAGUAACCGUGAAAACCUUUGCUGGACUUCUGACAGAAACAUGGGGAGUGGUUCUAGUAAAAAGGCUACACCGACCAUUUUAAAAGGAUACAGAACUGAGUCUGCAAAGAUAACUGUUUCUGCUGAGAAGAAAACUGAUGAACAAUUGUCUAACUCUAACGGUCCAGAGGACAAGAAAAAAAUAUUAGCUAAAAACGAUUCAAACGAAGAGAAGUCAUAUGAUGUGCGGAACAGUGAGAAAGACAUAGCAAUACCAAAUAAUACGAAUAGAGACGACAGUAUAUCGGUAAAUAAUCCCACACAAGAUGUACAGAACAACGAUGAGAAGAACAUUAUUGUUGAUCCAGAAUUUAUCAAGACGAUUUAUUGUCGGUGCUUUUCCAAAUGGCCUUGUAAUUGCUUCGGAAAACUUGACUUUAAUGUCAACGCAUAUCAUGGAGGUUGCACAGCUCUCUGUUUUGUAUCAUGUGCAUUCAGUGCUGAAGCAGAGCAAUCAAAUACUGAACUAAGGCUGAUACGAUCUGGGUUUGAUUGUAAUCAUGUGGAAGUCAAAUCUAUUGCUAAAAUGCAUGCUGGUCAUUUUGGAGCUAAUAACUCACAAUGUGUCGAUGAAGACGGAAUGUUUAUUGCAGAUUGCAUAUUUGGAAUAAACGAUAUUAUGCUGUUAACAAACGAUUCUCGUUAUGGAAACCUUAGAAAUGGCGUUUUUGUGGAAAUGGUAGAGGGUGAAGAUCAAAUUGCACUUCCGGUAAACGUAAAUGGAGGACAAACCCCACGUGCAUGUGGAUUGUCACUUGUCUUAUGCAGUGGAAAGAAUAAAGAAACAAGCACAAGUGCAUUAUACCUAAUAAGAUUAGGUUUGAGUGGUAACAACUUCCAGGCAAAAGUCCUGUCAGGAGAAGACAUAUUUAAGUUUGGGGUGAAGGACGAUGGACAGCUGAACGUAGCUGGACCAAAAGGUAGUCAAUUUGGAUUAUUUCAUAACAGAAACAAUUUAAUAUCACAUCCGGGUUAUACGUAUGUAAGUCAGAGUCAAUAUACUGAAGGAACUGAUGGAGGCAUGUUGAUGGAAAACCUAACAGGGCAUGCUACAUUGAUAAUUCUAUGUUCCAAUAGUAACGGCACUGAGGAUUCUACAGCAUCUACGGUAUACCACUUAUCUGUCAACGAUGGAAAUAUCAUAUCUACCAAAGAGCUCUCUGGUUGUCAUGGAUCUUCUUAUAAAAAGUCGGAUUUAUGGACAUUCGAAAUUGUUGCUGGACAACUGCUAGUGACCGGACCUACAGGUCCUUGCAAAUAUGGUGUACUAACCAACAUCAAGGCUCAAACGUCAGAUCUGUUACGGUCAAUUAAACAAGACAAUUGUUUAGCCACAGGAGAGCAGACUAAAACAUUUGGAAACGUGCAAGUAACCUUAGACAAUAUUAAGGGAAAUGUCAACAAAUCAUCGGAAUUAUGCAUUAUGAUGAAUCACAAGAUUAUUCGAACCAUUCCUGUCAAUGAACUAGACGACAAGAAAGCCGAUCAGUAUAUAUUUUCAUUCCAAUGGAAAGAAGAAGAAAAGGUGGUUGGAUAUCACAUGAUUAGAGUGUUUGCAGUAAGAAAACAUGUAAAAUCUGGUGAAGAUGUAUACAUUGAAUUGUCUGGAUCACCAUGUCCUUUAACCAGACAGAAGCCAGGAGUUAUAUACGCCCUUAAUUGUGGAGGGCCCGCAUACCAAGAUCUCAAUGACAUUGUAUACUCUAGCGAGCACAAACAGUUUGCUAACUUCAGUGGUGACUUUCUUAAAGGUAUUAGAAGUAAAGCAAGGGGAGGAGUUAAAAAGCAAGCAAAACUACCAGCCUCAAUGUUAAAGUCACAUGACGGCUUUCUGUAUGUGGUUACCAGGACAACGUUUACUCAAGAUGAACAUGAUCAGCGAUUUCAUUAUCAGAUAAAAGACUUACCAAAUGGGAAUUUCACACUACGUUUACACUUGGCAACUAUUCCUAAAGAGUUGAAACUGAAUGAUAAAGCAGUUGGUGAAACUCUUCAAAAGAAAAUCUUGAGCUCACAGAAACCAGGUGAUUUGAAAGGACCAACGUGUUACUGUGUUGAUAUCGAUGUUGAAAUAGAAAACAACAGCUUAGAAGUGUAUAGCAAGAGUAUAGAUGUAUAUAAACAUAUGGAUCGCAUAGGUGCCUUCGCACUACUUGACAAAACGUACAAGGAUGAAGUUAUCUCUGAAACUACAAUAAAAGAAGAAGAAUUAGAGCAACAGAAACUUGCAGACCAAAUUUUACCAAUUGAUACAGUAACAACUAGAAAAGAAAUGACUGUAGUUGGCUGGUCACCGAAUCUUCUGCAGAAUGCAAGUGGAGAGAGUGGAGACAUGAAGCACUGGAACACACAAGGUAAUAUGAAAGUAUCAGAUAGAGGAGGGUUUGGUACUGAAGCCAGCUUUGUUACCGGACACAUGUGGUGUUCAAAGUACCAAGAAAUAAACCUAUUGGAAACUUUUAGUGCAGAGUAUCUCGAUACAGCACCAGACAUACAGAUAUUUGAAAUGUACAGAGAAGGGCAUUGUGGCGGCGGAUUCUAUUGUUUAACAGCACAACUGAUGUCUGAAGAUGGAAAGGUAUUGAAAGAGUAUACAACUGGACAGAUUGGUUCUAUUAAUUUUGCGAAUGCUCCAUGGCAUGAAGCUUCUGUUGUAUUUUCUGGUUAUGGACCUGGAGUAAGGAUUGUGGCAUUUACAUCUAAAGCAAAGGACGAUAAAUUUUGGGCUGGUCAUUAUGGUCCAUUCAUGUCUGCAGCACAAAUUCGAGUUAGAAGGGAGAGCAAUCCAGCUAAAGACGAUAGCUUUACAGAUAUACUCCAGGGCGACGACUCUGCUAAACGGCCAAUAAUAGACAAACUUGUAACAACUAUUUUAACAGACAAUCAGGACUUGUUGGAAAAUUUUGCUGAGGGAGAAAAAAUGCCUGUUGACAAGGCUUUUGACAACCAAACAAAGAUAACAGUUAAUCACGAUUUUGUUCCAUCAAAACAAUGGCAGAGACAAAGACAAACGCGCAAAAAGAGAGAAAUAAGAGUUUUUGUGUCAAGUACGUUUAGAGAUUUUAAGGAUGAAAGAGAAGAAAUAAUUAAAAAAGCAUUCAGAGAGAUAAACCGUAUGUGCACAGAUCGUGGAGUUUUCUUCACAUAUGUAGAUCUUAGAUGGGGUAUUACAAAAGAACAAACAAGUCAUGGACAAACUAUAUCAAUCUGUCUACAAGAGAUCGACAGAUGUCGGCCGUACUUUAUCUGUCUCAUGGGUGACAGGUUUGGGUGGUGUCAAACAGAGGACAAACCAGAUGAUGUUCUGAAUAUGUCAUAUGAUUAUGCAAUUGAAAACAACCCAAAACUGAAAUGGAUCGAUAAAUUUAGAUAUGAUACAAGUGUUACUCAAUUGGAGGUGUUCCAUGGAGUUUUGAACGACCCAGAUUUGGUGAAAAAUAAAUGUUUCUUUUAUUUUCGAGACACUCCUUCAAAGGAAGAUUUUCCAGAGGAAGAGUAUAAGCGCCUGAUAUCUGAAUCGGAUUGGCAUCGUGAACAUCAAGAUUGGUUGAAAGAUCAAGUGACUAAGCACAAAGAUUUAAAUGUGAGAACAUUCAAAAAACCAUUGGAAGUGUCUGAAUAUAUUAAAAAAGAUUUAGAACGAUGCCUUGAUGACGAUUUUCCAAAAGGAACAGAGCUUUCCAAACUUGAACAACAGAGAGAGGCACAUGCAGCAUUUUCAUCGGCAAGAUGUAGAGUUUAUAUUGGAAGUCAAGAUUAUUUUACAGAAAUUAACAACAAUAGAAGUCAAAAUCUAACUCAACCUUUUGUACUGCUUGGAGAGUCUGGUUGUGGUAAAUCUGCUCUGGUUGCUAACUGGGUCAAGCAGGUUGAAGAAGCAGAACCGGCAACAUUCAUGUUUGUCCAUUUUAUUGGCAGUUCAGCUGACAGUGCAAAUUACAUUAAGUUAAUCAGAAGGCUAUUUGGAGAAAUUAAAGUUUUCUUCAACUUUGACAUGCAGAUUCCGUCAUCUGAUUCUAUCCUUAUUCAUGAGAUUGGCAAGUGGCUUAGAAUGGCUGGGUCAUUGACAAAAGUUGUCAUUGUAUUUGAUGCUUUAAAUCAGCUUGACUCUGGCGAAGGAGAAUUAGAGGGAACAGAGCACGAUCUAGAUUGGAUACCGUCAGAAAUACCACCAAAUGUGUUUGUUUUGAUUUCAACACUUCCAGGAAGGGCAAUGACAGCUUGCAAUCAAGCUGGAUGGCCAAGUAUGAAAGUACAACCACUACAAGACUCCCAAAAGAUGCAGAUACUUACCGAGUACCUGGAAGGAAUUUAUGGUAAAACUCUAAACCAGCAACAAAAGGAAAUGAUUGUUUCCGUUAAACAAACGUCGAAUCCUUUAUAUUUAAAAUCGCUACUAGACGAGGUUCGUAUGUAUGGCUCAUUUCGAACACUCACAGAGAAAAUCCAAGAAUAUUUGUCUGCAGAUACUCCACAAGACUUGUUCGCCAAAAUUUUAGACAGACUCGAGGAAGACUUUGAGAAGGGAAAUAAUGCAAGGGAGCACCUUGUACGUGAUACAACAACAGCUUUAUGGUGCGCUAAUAAGGGAAUGUCAGAGUCUGAAAUAGUUGAGCUCUUGGAUGUUACAAGUGCUGUAUGGUCACCAUUCUACCUAUCACUUUAUGAAAAUCUGGUCAAUCGGAAUGGAUUGCUGAAUUUCUUUCAUGACCAUCUUAGACAAGCCGUCGAAAAGAAAUACUUGUCUGAUGCCGAAGCUAAACGGAAUGGAUACCUACGUCUAGCGAAUUUCUUUGUUUCAAAAGAAACAAGUAACAGGACAGUUGAAGAGCUACCGUUCCUUUUGACCAGGUCUAAUGAAUUAGACAGACUUAAAACUACAGUAUCGGAUCUAGAUGUAUUCUAUAGGCUUUCAGACAAUGAAGAUGGCAUUUUUGAGUUGGUCAAAGCAUGGAAGACGCUUGGCGGAUUUUCAUUGUCAGGAGAGGCAUACAUGUCUGCAUUAGCAAAGGUUCCAAAGAGUGUAAUAAUGGAAAAUGUUCCUUAUUACUGCAAACUGUACAGAAAUCUCGGAAAGUUUUUCCUAAAACUAGGAUUAAUGGAAGCAGCCAAGACAGUAUACAAGACUCUAAUAAAGCAACUGGAGAUGAAUUUUGGGGAAUCACAUGGAACUAUUGUAUAUGACCCUUUUGUUCAGAGUUGGGAAUAUCGCUGUAAACAUCCUGAUGUCAUCACGGGAUUACAUGAUCUAGGAACUGUAUAUCGUCAACUAGGAGAAUAUGACAAGGCUGUUUCAGUGUACAAUGAUGCAAUAAAUCGACAAAAUAGAAUUCGGUCUCCAAGUCAAAAACUGCAGUUGUGUGAAGGACUCCUUGGCUUGUCCACCGUUUACAUUCACAAGGAAGACAUGUUUGAAGCUAAGAUAUUAAUGACAAGAGCUUUGGAACUUGCAACCUUUGUUCUUGGAAAGAAGCAUCAUUUUGUAGCUGCUAUUUUGACAAAGCUUGGACAGUUGUCUUACAAACAGGGUCGUGUAGACGAGGCACUUGCCUAUUACAUGCAGGAUUUGAAGGUUACGAGAAGUGAAGUUGGUACCAAUCAUCCACGCACGGCUGUUGUAUUAAAUGAGAUCGGACUGGUAUAUGAUGAUAAAAAUGACAACAUGGCAGGACAAUUAUAUGAAGCCGCUUUGUCCAUAAUUCUAGAAACAUACGGAAAUAAUUAUCUAGGGACAGGAUCCAUACGGUACAAUCUAGGAGCUUUUUACUUUGGAACCAACCAUUUUGAAAAAGCACGAUUUCAAUUUACAGAAUCGUACAAGAUACAUGAUAUGUUCCUAGGAGAUAAUCAUCCAGAUACAAUUGCUGUGAAAGAGGCACUAAAUACUGUGUCAGCAAUGACAAAAACGAAAUAGUAGUGAAUGAGAUUGACAUGACAUUGUAAAGAAAAUUCUAGAAAUCAAUGGGAAAGAAAUACAACUGUAACGUUUUAGAAUGUUGAAAACUAACAUAAUACCAAAUUUUUAUUUGAUAUAAUAUUUUAUCAUUUAGACAAUUCAAAUUACAGAAAUAUUAUUCCAGCUUCUCUCUAUUUACUAAACAGUUUUCCCAAAACACAAACAGGGGUAAAAAUCAUCAUCCAAGGGCAAUCGUUCCUCAAAGAAGUUUUGAAUUUAUGUAACAGGUGAAUCUAAAUAAUAAUGAAGAAUAAACAAUGACAUUUCCUGCUUCAGUUAUUGGGGAAUAUUUUUUAUUAAAAUUUUCUUUGAUUUGAUAAACACUUAAAACAAGCAUUGCAAUACUCUCAGUGAUAAAUCUAGUGAUAAAUCUUUUCAGCAAAUACUGAGUGGAAACUAAUAUAACCAGAUCUACUAAAUAAUAUUUUUGUUUGUUUAUGUAAAUUGAUAAAAUUGGGAAUGCCAUUUAAAUACUCAACCAUGUAGCAUUCCUUCAGCUCUAUUUUUCCAUAAAUAUUUCAGUAUAAUAUUUUAAUGCAUAUCAUUACUAUAUUUGCAUAAUUUAAAGAGACAUAACCACAAUAAAAUAUUAUUUCAAGAAUAACAGUACUGUAGUUGAAGAGUUGACGCCGUCAAUUGGCGAUUGGACGGUCGUAAAUGCAGUUUUUACUGGAGACGCGUAGCGUAGAUGGUAAAACGGAUAUUUGCGACCGUCAAUUCUUGAACUAUAGUACUGUUACUCCGAUCUAAUGCAUUAAAACAAAUGUGGCUACGUAAAUGUGAAACUAAUCAUACAUGUUCAUUGUGAGAGGAACUUUGAUUUAAAGUUUGAAACUGUUUUAUGGUCACAGAGCAUGGACAUGUGAUAAUGCGAGUGGGCAAUGGUCUCCUAUGGCAUAAACUAUGUUAACUUGUAACUGGUUUGUAAUUACAUGUCAUUUAGAAACUAAGAAUACGGCCAGGUAGGCUCAGUUCAAAAUAGAUUUUAUACAAAAGAGCUUUAAAUCAAUGUAAUAUUAACAGAAAUAUUUAGUACCCUAAUAAUUGAUAUUAUUUAGUUUACUAUUAUAUUUUUAUAUAACUUUAUUUUUGUGAUAUUUUUUUAAUGUCUUUCAUUUAUAACUACCACAUAUCCUACAUGUAUAAUUUACAUUAACUUUUGAUGGUAAUACUCAAACAGUGCUGCAUAAUAAAACAGUGUUGCAUAAUACAAUAUAUAUUUUGAAUUGGUGUGAAAUUUUGGUGUGACUGAGCGAUGAAGUAUUCCAUUAGUGUGUUCCCUUAUCAGUAAUAGAAUAUCGUUCAUAUAGUGGAACACUAUUGGGUGUAUGACGAUGUUGACGGCAUAAAGCUGAUCGGUCAUCUUAUCCUUUAUUUUAUAUAAAAGUGAUUACAUCAGUGGACAGAUAUAUAGAUAAAUGUAAAAUUCACUUACAACAAAAUAACCGUCUUAGUUUACAUUUUACGCAUGUCAUUAGAUGUAAACGAAUUGAACAAGAUAUAAUUUUGUCAAGGAUAAAAGUUUCAAAACAAACACUCAAAUGGAAUGCUUCAAAAUUAGACAUGUGAAUAUGUACUUUAGUGAUUUUUUAAACUUCAGUACUGGCAAUACAAAAACGGAUAAUUAUUGUUUUGAUGACAUUUUAUGUUAUAAAAUUUUGGAAUUAAUACUAUGUUAUGGAACAUCUUUCUCAUCCAUAGCUCUGAUUCAUUGUCUGAAUUUGCAUACUACAUCUGGUCCCAGUUGGUUUUAUAACCUCGUCGGCAUUUGUUUAGGUUUUGAAUUUUCAAAUACUUCGGCCUUGAUCAUUACUGAAAAGACAUUAAUUGUCGAAAUGAGCAUCUGCAGUAAACAUGUACCAAUUAUGAUAUUGUACAUGUACAUGGAAACCUGUGACAAACUGGUUAUCGAAUUUCAACAAUAUAUUAAUGGGCUUUAUUUGUGAAAAGACCUUUCAAAACUAUGAGUGUGGUGCUCAUUUUAAGACGAUGCCGAUUUAUUAUCAAGAAUAUGAACUAACAGAGUUGUUGAGGGUAUGCACCAAACAAUCUUAAAAAAGCAAGUCGAUUUCACCAGGUCUUCAACAAUAGUUGAUUGUCUGUACCAUUUUAUAUUCAGAAUAGACCCUUAUCUAAGCUUUUAACAUACAAUCAUUAUGCGGAAUAAAAUUAGAGUCUCUGAUAUUUUGUAUUAUUUUUUACUAUUCUAUGAUACUCAUAUUUAUGGUUAUUCUUUUUGUGAAUUAUGCGAUGUAGGUUUAUUUAUAUUUUUCUUUAUUUAUUAUUCUCUUGUUUCUGUAUUGUUUCAAUAAAUACUCUACCGAUA